CUGCACGUCACCCCAAGCAGCUGCACGUCAGCUACACGCCACAACAAUUUGAUGGCUGAAGUUAGAGUUGUCUUGUUUUGAACGAUUGUUGCACUUCACCUUCAUGAGAGGGUGGUGGUGCAAGCGCUCGGUGUUCAUGAGCGCAGCCUUGGAAGCAUUCCUUCCCUGGUCUCGUGUCGGUGUAGGCCGAUGUUCCGUUGUUGUGUUGUCGGUUCACGUCCUCUGUUGUUGUGCCGCCUCGACGCACACCCUGCGAUGAGCAUUUUUUCCUCGCGAUUCCACACCACACAAGGAGACAAGGCGCAGAUCUGAACUGUUUGUUUUGCAUCACCUCCUCCUUCUCCACGAUACGCUUCCCCUGCAAAUCCUCCAGCUCACACACUUGCGCACAGCGUCCCCUUCGCACCCCCCCCCACAACUCUCGGGCUUCUCCACAAGCUCAGCAGCAAGUGAUCCACCACCAUGUACGGGUUUGUGGAAGAGGCACUUAACGCCUACGUGCUGUCUCUCCCAGAUGGCAAGGAGAAGCUUGACCUCAUUCGCAGGGAGGCCAACGUCACGCACACCGCAGUCAACUUCCACCAUGCAUACUCGGACGAGCACACCCUCAACAUGGUCGUCUCAGCCGCAAAGGUGCUUGGCAUCGACGCGGAGGAGUGCCUGUCUCAGAUUGGUUUCUUCCAGGUCGGCGUGCUCGUGGAGAAGGGCUACCUGCCCCUCGUCCAAAGUCUUGGAGACAACUUCUACGAGCUGCUGCUGCAUCUGGACUCGAUGCACUUGAACAUCGUGAACGCGUACCCGUCCAUGAAGGGGCCUUCCUUCAAGCCGCACAGGCAGAAGGAUGGCUCACUCUUGCUGCACUACUAUUCGUCGCGCAUGGGCAUCUACCCCUAUGCCAUCGCCUUGCUCAAGGACAUUGCCAAGAAGGUGUACAGCCUCGACAUUGAGCUCAAGCACGUGAAGAAGAAGGGCCAGGACCACGACCACGACGUGUUCCACAUCUUCAUGGGGCCAGAGGGCUAUGGAGAGAAGGAGUACUUUGACUCGGAAAAGGCGCACGCCAUCAGCGGGCAGCUGACUUUUGGGCCGUCCAUGGUGGAUUCGGUGUUCCCCUGGCAUAUCUCGUUCGAUCGCACGUUCACCAUCACCAGCGUCGGCCCCCGCCUGAAGGAGCGCCUGCCUGCCGGUGGUGUUGGCCAGCCUUUCUUCCGCCUCAUGCGCGUGGUGCGACCAGACAUCCGCGGCCUUGGGUUUGACAGCCUGCUGGAGUCGUUUGACCACAGCCCGCUUCUCGUGCAAGCGUGUGCCGUUCCACCUGGCAGCGACGCCAGCACAGCCCCGCCCUCCGGGUGCCCCUUUGCUGCUGCUGCUGCGCGCACCACCGGCAGCGCCACGACGCCAAAGCCGAAUCAAACGCGGCGGCGCAGGGGCAACUCUGUUUCGCAGAGCACGUCCGCCGGCAGCAGCAGCACAAGCAGCAGUAGCAGCAACAGCGAUACAGCGGAGGCGAACAAGAACAAGAGCGCGCAGGGGAGUGGUGUGAACGACGAUACGGCGCUUCCGGGGGUGUUCCCUGACGAUGGCGGGAAGGACCCGAUUUCCGGCAUCACCAUCCUCAAGGACGGCCUGUUUCUCAAGGGCGAGCUUGUGUUCAGCCCGGAGCACGACGCAAUGCUGUUCCUGUGCAUUCCAACCAUCAGCAGCCUGGAGGAGAUGGAGAAGCUGGACAUCUGUCUGGAAGACAUCCCCAUCCACAGCAACGGGCGGGAGCUUGUCAUCAGCACGGCGCACCAGUCUGCCACGGUGCUGAUGGCGCAGACGCUACAAAACACGACGGCUUCGCUCGACAAGGCCAUGGAGGAUCUCGACAAGGAGAAGGAGCGGGUUGACGGCCUCUUGCACAGCAUCCUCCCAACGCAAGUUGCACAAGCGCUUAAGGCUGGCGAGAUUCCCGAGCCCGAGCAUUACGAGGCCGUCAGCAUCCUCUUCUCGGACAUUGUCAGCUUCACCAAGAUCUCCUCAAGCGUCCCCGUGCGCGAGGUGAUGGACAUGCUGAACGAGCUCUUCUCCAAGUUUGAUGCCCUGUGCACCAAGCACGGCGUGUACAAAGUCGAAACCAUCGGCGACGCAUACAUGGUUGCGUCAGGCCUGCCCAAGGCAGACCCACGCCACGCAGACGUGAUUGCUGCCUUUGCUGUGGAGAUGGUGGCAGCCGCUGAGACGGUCAUCAGUCCCAUGGACGGCGAGCCAAUCAACAUUCGCGUCGGCAUGCACAGCGGCCGCAUCAUGGCAGGAGUCGUUGGCCGCGAGCGCCCGCGCUACUGCCUGUUUGGCGACACGGUGAACGUGGCAUCACGCAUGGAGUCGACUGGCGUUGGCGGUGCCGUGCAGGUGAGCUAUGCGUUCAUCAAGGCGCUGCCCAACAAGGAUGAUUGGAACAUUCUGAAACGCGGCACGGUGCCCGUGAAGGGCAAGGGCGAGAUGAAGACGUUCUUUGUGCUUGGCCGCGCUGGCUCGAGCAUGCAGCUUGCACCACCAGAUGCCAGCGACUAUGAGAGCGAAGCGCAGACGCCGCGCAUUGCUUUUGGACACGCCGGGUCUGACCCGCGCAGCCCAGCGUCGUACGGCUUCAUGCCACAGCCGCAGCAUCAGCAGCAGCCAGUGCCGGCAUCGCCAGCGCCACAGGCGCGUCAGCUCCCACCCCCACCCAAGCCCGACACCAUGUUUGAGGUCGUGGUGCACGGCAGUGACAUUGACAUCAAGCUGCCGUAUGUGCCGUCGUCCAUGACGCUGGGCGAGCUCAUGCUGGAAAUUCACCCGGAAGGCACGCGCGACAACGCCGACUCGGACUACCGCUUCUAUCUCGACGACAUGCACGAGGGCAUGCUACUGCCACGGCUCACCGUGGAGCAGCUGUAUGCGAGCCUGGUCACAAACAAGGUCAUUGAGAGUGGCAGUCGACAGCUGUCGCUGUACGCGGAGACGCGCACGUGCCUGAAGCAUCCGUUUGCCACGCCACGCAUCCAGACGCGAGCACCUUCCAUCCCCAACAUCGCUGUCGCGCCCUCAAACGAGUUUAUCUGAAAGGGGUGGUGGUGUGGUGGCGUGGCUCGUGGCGCGUGUUACGUUUCAUACCCGCAAUGCACUUGUAAGCUGGCUGGUCGUGCAUGUCAGCUGCCAUGAUGGCAGUUUUAAGCCGCUCCUCUCUUUUGUUCACUUCUUCGUCUUCUUGGGGAUUUCCAUUUCACUAAGCCGUCUUGACCCUUUCUCCCCAAGUUUGCUUUCCCCCACGCCCUCGCAUCCAUUACCACCACGAUUUCGUUGGCACAUCACUCCUGGGGAGGUGAUUGCUUUCUUGUGUCAGUGCAUGUCUGUGAUUCAUUCACACCGCAUAGAACAUGCAACACCACAUCAUCAGAGCUGCUUGCGCGAAAUAACAACUGCGCACUGGAGCAUCGAGAAAGAAGAAAAGC
Molecule: messenger RNA, 3473 nt
Organism: Salpingoeca rosetta
Lineage: Eukaryota; Choanoflagellata; Craspedida; Salpingoecidae
Exons: 11
Coding region: 463-3084 (873 amino acids)
Biological process (GO): response to oxygen levels; cGMP biosynthetic process
Cellular component (GO): guanylate cyclase complex, soluble
Molecular function (GO): guanylate cyclase activity; heme binding
Source: RefSeq, a predicted model, not a curated record